AUGUGCGUCCACUUCCAGUCCUGGAACCGCUGCUCCUCCUGCCUCCUCACCUUCAACCGCCGCCGCAACCGCGUCCCCUGCUGGAACGGCUCCCUCUCCCACUGGCGAAUCCACCACCACGGACUAUCCUGCCGCAACGGCCAGUACGAGCGCGCCCCCGACGAGGUCUACACGCACAGAUGCUGCGAGGCCUGCCGUCUCGAAGCGGCAAACAGAGCAGCAGCGGACGAGAAAUCAGGCGGUGCAGUGGAGACUUCUGACGAGACGGCCGUGGCAAGACUGGGAUGGAGGAACGGGAAACGGGCCGGCCGACUUGCGGCUGCGGCAACGACGAGGAGAAGGAGGGCUACGAACGUGAAGAAGAUGCUGCUGCUGCGGUGGUGGGCGCUCAAAGAGGCUUUGUGCGGACGAGGUAGUGUGUGUAAGCGGAAAGGGGGGGAGAAGAGACUUGCUCGAGCGAGGAUAUGGAUGCUGGGAUACUUGUAAAAAAAACACAGGCAAUCAACGACGGCCAAAUGUGCCUUUUCCUAU
Messenger RNA from Trichoderma asperellum CBS 433.97, 531 nucleotides. RefSeq lists its product as uncharacterized. The record is from RefSeq and is a predicted model, not a curated record. Lineage: Eukaryota; Fungi; Ascomycota; Sordariomycetes; Hypocreales; Hypocreaceae.